Molecule: messenger RNA, 1959 nt
Organism: Stegodyphus dumicola
Lineage: Eukaryota; Metazoa; Arthropoda; Arachnida; Araneae; Eresidae
Source: RefSeq, a predicted model, not a curated record
AUGCCGCAUCAGGCAGUUUAUAGAGAAGAAAGCAUUACGACAAAAAUGCGUAUUGUAUUUGAUGCGAGCUCACAUGAAAUAGGUAGUCUGUCCCUGAAUGAUUGUUUGUGGCCAGGUAUUAAUCUGAAUCAAAAUAUAUUUCACUUGCUGAUAUAUUUUAGGCUUAAUAGAGUCGCAAUCUUAGGAGAUAUCGAAAAGGCAUUUUUACAGAUCGUGUUAGUUGAGAAAGAUCGAGAUGCAGUUAGAUUUUUAUUUGUUAAGAAUAUUGAUACACAUUUGCAAAAUACCGAGGAUCAGCUAGAGGUGUAUAGAUUUAAGCUUGUGCUCUUUGAUGUUAAUUCCAGUCCUUUUUUGUUAGCGGCAACUAUAAAGCUGCAUAUCCAAAAGUACAGAAAUGUGUAUCCCGGUACCUUUCAAAUUCUUGAUACAUGUAUAUAUGUUGAUGAUCUUCUUACAGGAGCAGAUGAUGUAUCAGAAGCCUUAAAAACUUCAAGAGAAGCAAAGGAAAUUAUGCGUGGAGCUGGGAUGAAUCUACGCAAAUGGGUGACGAAUGAUUACCAUUUAGCUAAAAAAUGGGAAGAAGAAAAUUUCGACAUUCAUCCGCUAAGCUCAAAUGAAAAGAUACUGAAGGUAUUAGGAAUUCAAUGGAACAUUCAGGAAGAUAGUUUGAGUAUAGAGACUUCUUGUUUGACGGAAAUUUCGAGGAGAAAGAAAAGUACCAAACGCUUCAUCCUCCAAACAGCUGGAAAAAUAUAUAAUCCUCUUGGACUCAUCACACCAUUCACUGUUAUAAUAAAACUUUUACUACAAAAGCUAUGGUUACGUAAAUUACCAUGGGAUGAAGAGCUUCCUUCUGACUUGAACGACGAGUGGUCUCAGUGGUGUAGCGAGCUUUCAGAACUUAGUAACAUUAGUGUUCCAAGAUUUGCUUUGGAUUCAUGUGAUGAAAAUAUAGAGAUCCAUAUCAGAGUUUCACCUGUCAAAAAGGUUUCCUUGCCUCGACUUGAAUUGCUGGGUGCACUGAUUGCUGCAAGAUUGGGAACGGAAGUUAAAAAAGUUCUAGAUCGUAAAGGUUCAUCUAAUAUCUUUUUUUGGAGUGAUUCUAAAGUUACACUGUAUUGUAUUAAAGGAUCAAGCAGAAGAUGGAAGUCUUUCGUUCAAAAUCGCGUUGACGAGAUUCAGAAGUUGACUAAUCCAGAUUCAUGGUUUUAUUGUUCAACCAAGGACAAUCCAACCGAUCUUCUAACGCGUGGAGUUAGUGCCUCUUCUCUAGUGAACAAUUCUAAGUGGUGGACUUGUGCAGAAUUUUUUACAGAGCCGCAUCUUCCCUACAAGUGCUUACAGCUUAUAGUUCCAGAGGUUAAGAACCUAACACCAAGUGAAAGGGAAUCCUUUGUGCAAGAAAGCAAAAGUUCUAGUGACAUUAAUGACAUUUCUGAGAGAACUAUGUUUAUUUGUAAUUGCAGGAAAGGUGGAUCGAGAAAGGUAGGCUCUCUUCAACUAGAAGAGGUAAGAAUAGCUGAGGAAAUGCUCAUUAAACAUGAGCAGAGGGUUCUAUUUUGUAAAAGGGACAUAACAGGUAACUUAAAAAAAUUACAUCCCUUUGUUGAUCGUAAAGGAAUAAUUCGUGAUGGCCGUCUUGAGAAAGCUUCUUUACCAUUUUCUCAGAAAUAUCCUGCAAUCCUACCAAAAAAUUCUAAGCUAAGUAAGAUUUAUUUUUCUAGUGUGCACAGAAGAUUAUUGCAUGUUGGCCCCCAAGGAUUAUUGAAUGCAGUACGUUUAAAAUUUUGGCCAUUAGGUGGUAGAGAUUUGGCGCGAAAAACAGUACAUCUUUGUGUGACAUGCUUUAAAUGCAAACCGAUUUUGUCUUCACAGAUUAUGGGUAACUUACCAUACGAGAGAGUUAAUAGAUCACCCCCAUUUAGUGUUUCAGGUUUGGAUCUAUGCGGUCCCUUUUAU